UCAGUGACCUUGACUGGACUGCUUAUGCCACAACUGACCAGAAAUCGAAACAUGAAUUAUCGUACACGUCUAAGAACCCUUCAGAAAUUUUUGCAAAACCCUUGUGGCUAGCGGUGUGCGCGCCCCCCCACAGCCGCCUGAUCUUCUUGACAAAACUUGCGCGCGUCGCAGCCUGCCAGCAUGACUUCUCGAGGCUGGCGGCAGCUUCUGAGUCGAAGCAUAAUUGCCAUGCUUCCGCCAUUUAACUUCCUCACGCUUCAUUAUGUAUACUUCAUUGCGACGUCUCUGAUAUGCAGCGUCAUAUUCUGGGGCUCCUCGACUCCGCGGCGCAGUGUUUCAUACACAGACUCCCUAUUUCUAUGCAUCAGUGCCAUGACGGGUGCUGGCUUAAAUACCGUCGACCUGUCUUCCCUGAAUUCGUUCCAACAGUCUAUCCUCUUCGCACUCUUACUGUUGGGGCAUGCUAUUCUCAUCUCAAUUACGGUGCUCUUCGUCAGGAUGGGCGCGUUUCAAGCCAAAUUUAAAGGCAUAUCACUUGAACGUGCCCGUAAAGCACUACAGCAACAACUGGUAGGACACGACACCAUACUUGAACCAAUCCAAGAGAGUGUUGCCUGCGAGGAACACUAUCAGCUGGCGAAGAUUGACAGUGCUACCCUUGAUGUCAAGCACGCGGUGACAGCAGGAGCUGCACCCGCUGAUAAGUGCAACGACGUGCGAGAUGACGACCAGAUCCGAUGGGUCGACGAUGAUCAAGUCACCCUCAGCCAUAUGAGGGCACGUCAAAAGCACCAUCAUCACCACCGCGUUUUCCCCAUGGUAGGCGUUGGGGCCCGUCUUGACUUGAACAACCACCCCCGAGAUGCUGCGCCAAGAAUGACCCAGAAUGAUGGAGAUACAGAUUUACCUGCCCUCAAAGGCCUUAUCAAGGGCACACAAAAAUACUUUAGGUCAAAAGGAUCUAUCGCACGAAAUUCCCAGUUCCAUGGGCUUACCCCUGAAGAGCGAGAGAGACUGGGAGGUGUCGAGUAUAAGGCCGUUUCCUUACUACUGGUCAUUGUUGCCCUCUACUGGAUCCUGUUCCUCGUUUGUGGUAUCAUUGGGAUGGGUACCUGGAUCGCUGUGAAUCAUCCAGAUAUACCUCGAGCAAACGGCCUAUCGCCUUUCUGGACAGGCGCAUUUUUUGCUGUGUCUGCAUUUGUGAACAGCGGCAUGUCGCUCUUGGAUGCGAAUAUGACUGCAUUCCAGACAAAUGCGUACCCUUUGCUUACCAUGGCAUUUUUAAUUCUGUCUGGGAAUACGCUUUACCCAUGCUUUUUGCGGUUUAUUAUCUGGGUAAUGAGAUGCUUGAUCCCAGAUAAGCCGUCAUGGGCGACAUGGAAGGUUACCCUGGACUUCAUCCUUGACCAUCCUAGAAGGGUUUACACAAACCUCUUCCCGAGAAGACAUACAUGGUACUUGCUCGGUACCAUUAUCAUCUUGAAUGCGAUCGACUGGGCUGGCUUCGAAGUCCUUUCAAUCGGAAACAAGGAGAUUGAAAGCUUGCCAACAGGGUAUCGAGUCCUAGACGGACUGUUCCAGGCUUGUGCUGUACGAGCGGGAGGCUUCUACGUCGUUACGAUUGCGGAUCUCCGUCAGGGACUACUCGUUCUAUAUGUUCUCAUGAUGUAUGUAUCAGCAUACCCAGUGCUGGUUACCAUGAGAAACACAAACGUAUACGAAGAGCGCUCCCUCGGAAUCUACGCUCACGACAACACGGACGACGAGACCGAAGAGAAGGCAUCACCAAACAUGCUCAUCCAAUUAGUCCGACACCACCUCCUCGGACGACAAGAUGCAUCCACCCCCGAAGCAUCCCGCAGUUACUUCGUCCACCAGCAACUGCGUUCCCAACUGAGCCAUGACCUUUGGUGGAUCGCCCUCGCCGUUUUCCUCAUUGCCAUCGCGGAAUCAGGCAACUACAGCCGCAUGCCCGUGGCAUAUUCGACCCUGAAUAUCAUAUUCGAGGUCGUCUCCGCCUACGGUUGCGUCGGCAUCAGUGUGGGCUUUCCGAGCUCGAAUGCCUCGUUCUGUAGCUCCUGGCAUACUAUCAGCAAACUUAUAUUGGCGGCUGUUAUGCUGCGCGGUCGCCACAGGGGUCUUCCGGUCGCUAUUGAUCGCGCUGUCAUGCUACCGAAUGAGUCCCUUGAGUGGGCGGAGGAGGAAGAUGCUGCUAUGAGACGUGAGCAGUCUCGUGCUUGGGGGAGUGAUAAAAUGCCUGUGGGGUCGGUUUAAGUGUUCACUCACUUUUGAAUGGGUUGCUUGAAGGUUAUUUGUGGAUGGGGUGGUAUGUUGAAG
Aspergillus welwitschiae is the source of this 2337-nucleotide messenger RNA. RefSeq names its product putative potassium transporter. Gene Ontology annotation, biological process: potassium ion import across plasma membrane; intracellular potassium ion homeostasis. Lineage: Eukaryota; Fungi; Ascomycota; Eurotiomycetes; Eurotiales; Aspergillaceae. Bases 181 to 2274 code for a protein of 697 amino acids. Gene Ontology annotation, cellular component: plasma membrane. The transcript has 9 exons. Gene Ontology annotation, molecular function: high-affinity potassium ion transmembrane transporter activity. The record is from RefSeq and is a predicted model, not a curated record.